Molecule: messenger RNA, 1430 nt
Organism: Dermacentor albipictus
Lineage: Eukaryota; Metazoa; Arthropoda; Arachnida; Ixodida; Ixodidae
Source: RefSeq, a predicted model, not a curated record
CGCUCGACGCGGCCCGGUCGCAUAGCCGGCCGAGCGCGCCCGGCGCAGCCGUCUCCUCGCGUGGCGCGCACGCGGUGAGGGAUGUCACCGGGGGGUGGGGGAGGCCAGGCGGCCCGGAACGGACAGGCGCCGCUGACCGAGCGCGUCCCAAGACGCCGACAAGGAACGGCAGCUGGAACGAGCGACUCUGCCCGGCCACGCGGGCGAGCUUAUAUAAAGGGCGAGGGCUUUACCUCGGUGGAAAGGUUUUCACGGCCGCCGUUGCUGGAGAAGACACCGACAUCUGUUGACUUGUGCGAGAGCAGGUCCUAGUUGGUUACUGAAGGAGCGGUGGCUGGACUCGGUCUCCCGAAGGUGGUUGCCGUUGUGGUUUGUGGCGUUCGGUGGGUGCUCGAGAAUAGGAGACGCGAGGAAGACGGCGGACGACGCAAGUGGACGGGAGGCAGCCAUGCGUCGCAGGGGUGGUCGGUCUCGGUCGGCAAGGUCCGUCGCAGCUCCGGUGGCCGUAGCGUGCGUCGCCCUGUUAGUGCUCGCCUCGUCGCCGUUGUCGCGUGCGGAAGCCAUGACGGCGGAAGACGGCGGCUCCGCCACCACCGCACCGUCCUACGGCAACCGCACCCUGCUGGGCGGCGGCCCGGUGAGGCAGCAACCGGCCAACAGAGGAGCACUCAUGGCGACCGCCCUACCGGCUACUCUGGGGCUGAGCGGCAUCCUGUACGGACUGACCGUGCUGCCGGCGCUGCUGGCGCUCUUCGGGAGCGGCGGAGCCUUCCCGCUCACGGGAUUCCUGGGCAGCCUUUUCAGGGAAAAGAGCAUGCGCAGGUCCACCUCGGCCGACGGUGCCAGCGCCAAGAGGGACUCCGGCAGCCUGCUGGCCGUCCUCCAGGAGGCGCUGCAGCGCUGGGACGGCGCGUCCGAGCCCUGCCGCAGCAUGUUCGUCUGUCAGGUGGCCAAGGAGGCCCUCGGCGCGGGAUACCUGCCAGACAUGAGGCCCUUCGACGGCCUCUUCCAGCUCUUCUUGGGGGACUACGGAAAGUCAGCGUCCACCAGCAAAGACGCGAAGGCUAUGUUUCCGCACCAGGCGUUCUUUCACGCCAUGCGAGACGGCUUCCGAGGUUGCAAGGCCAAGUACGACUGCGACGCCCCGCUCCAGCCGCCGCGUUAUCCGCGCACCAGGAAGCCAUGACGCCCCGCGGCUGUGACCCGCCAUCAUCACUAUCCCCUCCAUCCAUGGUAGAAGACGGAGAGUGUGUGCACGCUAUUCAUUCACCGAAACGCCGUUCCUGUUUUUAUUUAUCUCGCCUUCCGGCUUGGAUCGUAUGAAGGAGAUCAUCGAUUUCAUCCUGUAACGUGGACUUCAAUGCCUUGCAUAUCCGGGUUGCGUAGAACAAUAAACAACAAAACAAAACAAAACAAAAAGCAGAAGAAAA